CCAUCCAGGAGUCUUUAAGCAAGAGCCUCAGGAGUUCCGGCAGGAAGAAGCCAGGGAAACAGUGCAAUCGAUGGCUUCAACAAUCCUGUCGAAGGUGCAGAAGGAGGAUAUCUGUCCUGUCUGCCUGCAGCUUUUGACAGAACCCUUGAGUCUAGGCUGUGGCCACAGCUUAUGCCAAGCCUGUGUCACUGUGAACCAUGAGGAGGCAGUGAUUGGCCCAGGAGCGACAAGCAGCUGUCCUGUGUGUGAUAUCAGAUACUCAGCUGGGAACCUACAGGCUGAUUGGCAUCUGGCCAACAUAGUGGAGAGACUCAGGGAUGUCGAUUUGAGGCCAGACUAUGGGAAGAAGAGAGAUCUCUGUGACCGCCAUGGAGAGAAACUCGUACUCUUCUGUAAGGAGGAUGGGAAGGUCAUUUGCUGGGUUUGUGAGCGAUCUCAGGAGCACCGUGGUCACCACACAUUCCUCAUGGAAGAGCUAGUCAACGAAUGUCAGGAGAAGCUCCAAGCAGUCCUCAAGAGGCUAAGGAAGGAGCAGCAGGAAGCUGAGAAGUUGGAAGCUGACAUCAGAGAAGAGAAAACUUCCUGGAAGUAUCGGGUACAGACUGAGAGACAAAGGAUACAAGCAGCAUUUAAUCAUCUUAGAAGCAUCCUCAACAUUGAGGAGCAGAGAGAGCUGCAAAGAUUGAAAGAAGAGGAGAAGAUGACACUGGACCACUUGGCAGAGUCUGAGGAUGAGGUAGUUCAGCAGAGAGAGCUGGUGAAAGAGCUCAUCUCAGAACUGGAGCGUCGGGGUCAGUGGUCAUCAGUGGAGCUGCUGCAGGACAGGAGUGGAAUCAUGAAAUGGAGUGAGGUCUGGAUGCUGAAAAAGCCAAAAGCUGUUUCCAAGAAACUGAAGACUGUAUUCCGUACUCCGGAUCUAAGUAGGAUGCUGCAAGUGUUUAGAGAGCUAACUGAUGUCCGAUGCUACUGGGUGGACAUCACACUGAAUCCAGUCAACCUAAAUUUGAAUCUUAUCCUUUCAGAAGAUCACAGACAACUUUCAUCUGUGCCAAUUUGGCCUGUUAAGUUUUAUAAUUAUGGUAUCCUGGGAUCCCAAUAUUUCUACUCCGGGAAACAUUACUGGGAAAUAGAUGUGUCCAAGAAGACUGCUUGGAUCCUGGGGGUAUACUGUAGAACACGCUCCCGCAACAUGAAGUCUGUUGUUAGAAAAGGCACAAAUCAUAAAAAUGUUUACUCUAGAUACAGACCUAUAUUUGGCUACUGGGUUAUAGGGUUACAGAAUAAAUUUAAGUACAGUGCAUUUGAGGACUCUUCCUCCUCUGAUCCUGAGCUUUUGACUCUCUCCAUGGCUGUGCUCCCCAUCACGUUGGGGUUUUCCUAGACUAUGAGGCAGGUACUGUGUCAUUUUUCAAUGUCACAAACUAUGGGUCACUCAUCUACAAGUUCUCUCAGUGUUGCUUUUCUCAGCCU
Messenger RNA from Microcebus murinus (gray mouse lemur), 1470 nucleotides. The record is from RefSeq and is a predicted model, not a curated record. NCBI's taxonomy places the organism in Eukaryota, Metazoa, Chordata, Mammalia, Primates, Cheirogaleidae.